CUGUGCAUAUGUGUCACUUUUUGUGCAUCGGAAGGACUCUCCCCCAUUCUUCAUAACUCAACAGCGCUACCGCGAGCCAUCUCACUCAUCCCUCCAGCUCCGGAAAACAAGUCACAGAGGCAAACAUGUCUGAAUUCAACGAGGACCAGAUUCUUGAAUUCAAAGAAGCCUUCCUGCUCUUUGACCGGACGGGAGAUGGAAAGAUCACCUACAGUCAGUGCGGAGAUGUGAUGCGCGCUCUGGGCCAGAAUCCUGUCAAUGCGGAGGUGCUCAAGGUCCUGGGAAACCCGAAGGCAGAGGAGAUGAACCACAAAUUGCUGGACUUCGAACAGUUCCUGCCCAUGCUCCAGGCCAUCGCUAAGAACAAAGACCAGGGCACGUUUGAGGACUUUGUGGAGGGGCUUAGAGUAUUUGACAAAGAGGGCAAUGGCACAGUCAUGGGGGCUGAGCUUCGCCAUGUUCUCACCACACUGGGAGAAAAGAUGUCCGAAGAGGAGGUAGAAACGCUUCUAGCUGGACACGAAGAUGCUAACGGUUGCAUCAAUUAUGAAGCCUUCGUACGUCACAUCAUGUCUGGCUGAAAGACGUCAAGGGUGUACGUCCGCCUCCCGCCCUCAACGUUUAUAACACAACUCGUCCGCAUGGUCAUGAGCGGUUGAAGAUGCGGAACCCUGCCCAUUUGUCUGUCUUAUUUUUUUUUGUGUCAUUUCAUAUAUGUAUAUUUUCUUCCUAUUCAUUCCAUUAUCUUCAUUUGCUCCAGUCACCUUAUGUUUGCGCACAUUUGGGUUUUAUGAUUAGAAGUGCCUUUAUCUUCUGUAGGUUCUCAUAACUCCCCAUUAGACGCACAUUCUGCCCGGGUACAUUCAAAUCAUAUAGUGAUAUGACAAAUGUCUCGUGUGCUGACACUGUCUGCAAUAAAACCUCUUGAUGCAGCACAUUUGGAGUGUAUGCGCAAUAUCCAGUGUAUCCUCAGGCAUUUCCGGUAGACAAUGCUGUAGUUAAAAUGUCGCAUCUGGCCAGAUUUGUUAUUUUUGGCCUUUUCAGAACAAGUCCAAACUGAGAAAUUAUGAAUCGCAAAUGCAAUAAUAUUUUCCUGUUUUAUUAUCUUGGAAUGUUCAGCUUGUCCAAUAAAGUACAUUUUAAAGAGA
Messenger RNA from Triplophysa dalaica, 1148 nucleotides. RefSeq lists its product as uncharacterized. Bases 126 to 581 code for a protein of 151 amino acids. The record is from RefSeq and is a predicted model, not a curated record. Gene Ontology annotation, molecular function: structural constituent of muscle; calcium ion binding. Gene Ontology annotation, cellular component: myosin II complex. The transcript is spliced from 7 exons. NCBI's taxonomy places the organism in Eukaryota, Metazoa, Chordata, Actinopteri, Cypriniformes, Nemacheilidae.